Dictyostelium purpureum is the source of this 654-nucleotide messenger RNA. RefSeq lists its product as uncharacterized. The record is from RefSeq and is a predicted model, not a curated record. The coding region runs from base 63 to 590 and encodes 175 amino acids. NCBI's taxonomy places the organism in Eukaryota, Evosea, Eumycetozoa, Dictyosteliales, Dictyosteliaceae. The transcript has 5 exons.
AACUUUUACAAAUUAAUUUUAUAAAUUUAAAUAAAUAAAAAACAAAUAAAAAACAAAUAAAAAUGGCUGGUCUUGGUGUUGCAAUUCCUUUAAUGAUGGCAGGUCUCUACACUCUCUCAUCUGCUAUAGUCGCAGCUAAUGGUCUUACAUUGGUUCAAGUUAUUGGUAAUAAAGAUGAUAAACAUCACAUUGUUUAUUCUGAGAAACCAGAUGUACCAAAAGGUGGUUGUAGAAUUGUUAUUGUAAACCAGGGUAAAAGUUGGAAUAGAGCUGUUAGAAUUUACCAAGAUAAAGAUGUUGAACAAUGGACCGAAGUUAAAUGCGGUGAUUCCACCGGUAAAAUUGCACGUACUAACCCUGCAAUAAAAUUUGAUAAUAAAAGAGCAGAUUUCAAGGCAGGAAAAACAAUGUACUUGGCUAUUAUGAAACCAGCAGCAUUUGGUAUUUGGAUCACUGAAGGUGGUAUUUUAAUCCCAGAAGAUAAACUUCAUGAAUUCGAUGGAAAAACAAUUUAUGUUUACUUUGAUGAUGCUGGUGAUAAAUUCUUUGAAAAGGCUGAAAAUAGAUUAUUUAUGAACAAAUUAACAUAAAUACUCUGAAAGAGAAAAUCCAAUUGUUUUAUUAAAUUUUUAUAAAUAAAAAAACUUUUCAUUC